This is a messenger RNA of Dipodomys ordii (Ord's kangaroo rat), 942 nucleotides long. It is a transcript of the gene Thap6, whose product is annotated as THAP domain containing 6. The transcript is spliced from 5 exons. Lineage: Eukaryota; Metazoa; Chordata; Mammalia; Rodentia; Heteromyidae. Bases 93 to 740 code for a protein of 215 amino acids. The record is from RefSeq and is a predicted model, not a curated record.
UCACCUCCCAGUCCCCCAGUCAAAGUAUAUCCUAACCUUUACCCAUCAACUCAGCCGUGAGGACAAGAACUCUGUUAUGAGUUGCUAAAACCAUGGUGAAAUGUUGUUCGGCCAUUGGAUGUGCUUCUCGCUGUUUGCCAAAUUCCAAGUUAAAAGGACUGACAUUUCAUGUAUUCCCCACAGAUGAAAACAUCAAAAGAAAGUGGGUAUUAGCGAUGAAAAGACUUGAUGUGAAUGCUGCAGGCAUUUGGGAGCCUAAAAAAGGAGAUGUUUUGUGUUCGAGACACUUUAAGAAGACAGAUUUUGACAGAAGUGCUCCAAAUAUUAAAUUAAAACCUGGAGUCAUCCCUUCUAUCUUUGAUUCCCCAUAUCACUUACAGGAAAAAAGAGAAAAGCUUCACUAUAGAAAGAACUUCACCAUCAAAACCCUACCAGUCACAAAUCACAAUCAUCAGGUUGGUGCUCCAUCAUAUACUGAAGAAUUCCAAUCCCAAUUCAUUUUUGAACAUAGCUACAGUGUAAUGGACAGUCCAAAGAAACUUAAGCAUAAAUUAGAUCAUGUGAUCUGUGAGCUGGAAAAUACCAAGGAAAGUCUACGGAAUGUUUUAGACAGAGAAAAACAUUUCCAAAAUUCAUUGAGAAAAACAAUCAGGGAAUUAAAGGAAGAAUGUCUGAUCAGCCAAGAAACAGCAAAUAGACUGGACGCUUUCUGUUGGGAAUGUCCAGAGAGCAUGAAAUAAGACGGUACUCUGAAAGAAUUUCAUGUCUGGUUUACCAACAGUUGGUAUUCACCCAGCUUCUUAGAAAAUGGCUGUCACAUACUGUCAUCACUAACACCAUUGAAAGCUCUUCUUUGGAUCCUCUGGAGCAUUAUGAAUUAUAGUUACCCAAAGACUCCUUUGAAGAUGUCUAAAAAUACAUGGUAGUUACCAGUUUUUUCUG